AAUUGACACCGCCCUGAGAAAUACUUUCCCCUAUUCUAUCCUCUUUCUUUUCCUUCAGUGAGCUUCCCUGUUCCUACUGCCUCGGGGAAGGCAAGAGAGGAGCCACUGCCGUUCUCCGCAUGCCCAGGGAAGGUGCCUUUCCCGUUGAGAGCCGCAGAGGGAGGAAGAAAAAAGGUUGCCUCUCCCCAACCCACCCGCGCCACAACUCCCGGGUGCAGACACGAUGGGGGAAAGGAAAGAGAGCAAUGAGAGCCCUCACUAGCUCGGGCCCACCGCACCUGAAGAUGCUCCUGAAAACGAAUUGGCAGAAUCUGGGCCAUGGCGCUGUCGGGGGUGUAUGGUCUCCUCCUGUCACUGGGGCUGCGGGGCAGUGGCUGCCCGGGCUCUCCAAGGGAGAGGAGGAGAAGGGGGAGGGGGGAGGCUGGGCUCAGCAGGAGAGUCUCCGGGGACGCAGGAAACUGGCAGGCAGACGAAAGAACUCAGGUCGGGGGCGGAGGCUCCAGGGUCCGCGAGAGCCGCAAUGGCGGAACCGGGCGCAGCGCAGACUCCGGAAACGGCUGAGCCCUGCGGAAGGAUCCUGGCGACAGAACUCCGCCCAGGGUCACCUCACCCCCUCCGCCUUAUGUACUCCUCCACGGAGCGCCGCGGUGCAUCGGAGCGCAGGAAUUCGGAGCGCGGGGCGCAGGGCGCUGAGGGCCUCGCUUACUGCUGCGACAGGGAGGUAAAUAGAGGAAUCGGAGGGACUACUUUU
Messenger RNA from Balaenoptera musculus (blue whale), 751 nucleotides. RefSeq lists its product as uncharacterized. NCBI's taxonomy places the organism in Eukaryota, Metazoa, Chordata, Mammalia, Artiodactyla, Balaenopteridae. The record is from RefSeq and is a predicted model, not a curated record. Bases 120 to 725 code for a protein of 201 amino acids. The transcript has 2 exons.